Messenger RNA from Macadamia integrifolia, 1342 nucleotides. Its product is annotated as GDSL esterase/lipase At1g09390-like. The coding region runs from base 160 to 1251 and encodes 363 amino acids. Lineage: Eukaryota; Viridiplantae; Streptophyta; Magnoliopsida; Proteales; Proteaceae. The record is from RefSeq and is a predicted model, not a curated record. The transcript has 5 exons. Gene Ontology annotation, molecular function: hydrolase activity, acting on ester bonds.
GGGGGGGGGGGGGGUUUGGGGUUUUGCUUAACUUUUAUAUUGGAUUCAGGAAAUCAAGUUUAACCCAAUUCCCAUUAUUAAUGAACAGUAAGGUAGUUGUACUGAUGAAAGAGAAAGGAGAAGAAGAAGAGUAAAGAUCAGAGAGAGAGAGAGAGAGAGAUGAAAGGAAAUUGUAUGGUUUGUGUACUACGAAUUGGAAUGGUGGUAUGGUGCAUUGGUGUUGUAUGGAAUAGAAAACCAAUCGGCUGUGACGAAGAAUGCAAGAGAAAGGCGGUGAUAUUCAAUUUUGGGGAUUCAAACUCAGACACAGGCGGCCUCGCAGCUGGACUCGGCUAUAACAUCACCCUCCCAUAUGGCCGUGCUUUCUUCCGCCGUUCCACCGGUCGAUUCUCCGACGGUCGCUUAGUUCUCGAUUUCCUCUGUCAGAGUUUGAAUACAAGUCUUUUGAGUCCAUACCUGGAUUCAGUGGGGUCAGAUUUUACGAAUAGAGCAAAUUUCACGAUUGUUGGUUCUUCAACCCUACCAAAAUCUAUUCCUUUCGCUUUAGAUGUUCAAGUUAAGCAAUUCCUUUAUUUCAAGGCUCGCUUGCUCCAGAUCACUUCUCAACCUCAAGAUUUCCUCAAUACACUUUACAUGAUUGACAUUGGACAAAAUGAUCUCUCCAAUUCCUUCUCUAAAAAUCUAUCCUAUUCACAAGUCAUCCAAAGAAUCCCAUCUAUCCUUGCACAAAUCAAAUCUGCUGUUAAGACUAUAUAUGAGGAAGGUGGCAAGAAUUUCUGGAUCCAUAACACUGGGCCGUUGGGCUGUCUUCCCCAAAAGCUAUCAUUAGUUCGCAAAACUGUUCAAGAUCUUGACAGAUAUGGAUGUAUACGCUCAUACGACGAGGCUGCAGAGUUUUUUAAUGAAGGUCUGCGUGCUCUUUGUGAAGAGAUGAGAUCUGAAAUGGCAAAUGCCACCAUUGUCUAUGUAGAUAUUUAUGGCAUCAAGUAUGAUAUCAUUGCUAACUCAACCAAAUACGGUUUUGAGAAUCCUUUAAUGGCUUGUUGUGGUUAUGGUGGCCCUCCAUACAACUACGAUAUUCGCUUAACAUGUGGACGGAGAGGAUGCCGUGCUUGUAAUAAGAGAACACGCUUCAUAAUUUGGGAUGGAAUUCAUUACACUGAAGCAGCCAACACCAUGAUCGCAUCCAAAAUAUUGUCUACAGCUUAUUCCACACCACAAUUGAAAUUCAACUUUUUUUGCCAAGUGUGACUGUCAUUAACCAAAUCUCAAGUAUUCAUGAUUAUAUUGUGUCUAUAACUGAUCUUUUUCCCUGAGUAAACAUUUUUGUUCUACAUGUUAA